This is a messenger RNA of Mugil cephalus (flathead mullet), 1017 nucleotides long. RefSeq names its product vacuolar protein sorting-associated protein 37D-like. Lineage: Eukaryota; Metazoa; Chordata; Actinopteri; Mugiliformes; Mugilidae. Bases 11 to 814 code for a protein of 267 amino acids. Gene Ontology annotation, cellular component: ESCRT I complex. The transcript is spliced from 4 exons. The record is from RefSeq and is a predicted model, not a curated record. Gene Ontology annotation, biological process: ubiquitin-dependent protein catabolic process via the multivesicular body sorting pathway; protein targeting to membrane; protein targeting to vacuole.
CAGGGGGGACAUGAACAUGUCUCGGCCGGAGAAGCUCGGGGCCUGGAGGACCAGAGAUCUCCGAGAUCUGCUGGAAGAUGAAAACAAAAUGAAUCACAUCGUCAGACGCAGCGAGAAGGUCCAGAGGCUGCAGCGAGCCGCAGAGAAGAUACGGGAUUCAAAUCAAAAGAUGGCCACGGUCAGCCUCUCUCUAAAACCUAAGUUCAGAGACGCAAAGUUGCUGCUGUCUGUGAAAUACAAGGAGCUGGACAAACUUAGGAGCCUCAUUCAGGCCAAACAAGAACAACUCGCAGAGAAACGCAGCGUUCAUUACGCUCAGUGGGGCCUCCUGAAAAAGGUCGACCAGGCAGAGGAAGAGUGUGAGCUGCUGUUCCAGAUGUUUGCGGAAGGAAAGGCGACCCUGCCAGACUUCUUAUCCUCCUUCCUCAGCUCUCUCAAGCUCCACCACAUCAGGCUGGUCCUGGUGAAGAAGCUCCAGGAGACACUGGGAGACGAGCAGGACGCUCUGCGUUUCCCUGCGAGCUCCCCCGACCACAUCCACCAGCUGUGCGGCCUGACCGCGGCGGUCGUCUUCGCCUCCUGCUGCCACCCUCGUCCUCUCCUGCUGCCGCUCCCCGCCCAUCGCUCGCUCGUCCUCCGGCGCCCGCCGACGCUCGGCCCCGAGGAGUUCCCGGGGGGGCGACGGCGAGGAGGCCCCAGGUGGCCGGCGAGGCCCGUCCGUCUUCAGCCUCUGUGGAGCUGCAGCAGAGGAGACGCCAGCAACAUGGAGGCUGAUGUCACUCAGGGGGGAAAGUUUAAAAGACAUCAUGAAUAAACACAAAGACAAACAGAUUUAAAAAAAAAAAAAAAAAGAAAAGUUGAAUGAGUGGAAGGUUGAGAUGUUCUUUAGUUCUCAUUAUUAUCUUAAUUAAAAUAAUGAGAAGGCACUCUGACCAAAUUUAGACAUUAAAUGUUUCUCGAUGUAAUGUGAUCUGUUAUAUCUGAGCUCAUUGUAGCGUCUUAAAGCUUAAAUUUAAA